Molecule: messenger RNA, 795 nt
Organism: Onthophagus taurus
Lineage: Eukaryota; Metazoa; Arthropoda; Insecta; Coleoptera; Scarabaeidae
Source: RefSeq, a predicted model, not a curated record
AUGCCAGUGAUUUGGAAAUCAAAUCGUAAAGCUUGGGUCACGAAAUCUGUGUUUGAAGAUUGGUAUAGAAACAACUUUAUUCCAGAAGUGAAAGAUUUCUGCUCUAAAAACAACUUAGUGUUUAAAGCAUUACCACUUCUUGAUAAUGCCCCAGGGCAUCCAAUAACGUUAAAUGAGUUAUGUCCCAAUAUAAAGGUAAUAUUUUUGCCAUCAAAUACGACAUCAUUAAUCCAACCGAUGGACCAAACCGUUAUAGGCGCGUUUAAGAAAUAUUAUUUACGUGCAACUAUGGUAAGCAUGAUUAAAGCUAUUGAUGAUAAUAAGGAAUUAACGGUUAAGUCUUAUUGGAAAGAUUACAAUAUUCAUAAUGGAAUUAAAAAUAUAUCUGCCUCUUGGGAUGAAGUUAAAGAAACGACAAUGAAAAGAGCGUGGAAAAAGUUGUGCCCGCAAUUUGUUUAUGACGAAGAAACAAAUGUUGAAAAUCUUCAAAACGAAGUUGUAGAAGGCGUGAUAGAAAUUGGAACGCGCUUAGGCUUGGAAAUAAACGAAGAAGAUAUCGAAGAGUUAAUAGAAUCACAUGACGAAGAGUUGUCUAUCGAAGAUCUCAUGGAAUUACAAAAGACAGAUAAUGUCGAAACGAAUGACGAUGACGCCGUUGAAGACCUGCCCAAAGAAAAUGUAUUAAACUUAGAAACUUUAAGUGAAAUUUUAAAUAAAAUGGAAAAUCUCGCCGAUGUCAUAGAGAAUGUAGACCCAAAUAUGGAACGAAGUUCUAAUGUUUGGGCUUUGGUUUGA